This is a messenger RNA of Vanrija pseudolonga, 1014 nucleotides long. RefSeq lists its product as uncharacterized. The record is from RefSeq and is a predicted model, not a curated record. Lineage: Eukaryota; Fungi; Basidiomycota; Tremellomycetes; Trichosporonales; Trichosporonaceae. The transcript is spliced from 9 exons. Bases 1 to 1014 code for a protein of 337 amino acids. Gene Ontology annotation, molecular function: four-way junction DNA binding; crossover junction DNA endonuclease activity. Gene Ontology annotation, biological process: meiotic DNA recombinase assembly; reciprocal meiotic recombination. Gene Ontology annotation, cellular component: replication fork; Rad51C-XRCC3 complex; Rad51B-Rad51C-Rad51D-XRCC2 complex.
AUGGCAGAGCAGACACCAAUAACAGAGCUCCCACUACCUCACUUUCUCAAGGUAGCUCUCGCAGACAAUGGGUACAAGACGGUCGACGAUCUCACACGAUCAACCGCGGUCGAUCUGUCUAUUGAGCUGAGCAUCGGCGUGCCUCAAGCAGAGGAUGUCUUGCGCCAGGCCCAGACAUUAACAGCUGGACCGUCCCGAGCUCCCCAGGCGUCGCCAGACCCAGCGCCAGCGGUGUCGCAGGUCCACUCGUCGACUGCGUCCGAACUCCUGCGGCCCUUGUCGAGGAUACGAUUCUCCACUAUGUCCGUCGCGCUAGACGAGCUCAUCGGGCAUUUCGCGCCGCCACGGCUCUUGCCGAGCGACCAUGGGACGCUCAACCUCAAGGGCAAGCAGCGCGCGUCGGCGCCGCUCGCUGGGCCGAUCGCGCCGGGCAUGGUGCUCGAGGUGUCAUCACCCCCUGGCGGCGGCAAGACCUCGGUUGCCAUUGCUGUCGCUCUCAGCGCCCGGCUGUUGGAAACGAGCGCCGAUGAGCUGUUGCAAGGGAGUGCCGAGGAGCCAGUCAGGCCGCCAGAGGUGCUGAUAAUCGAUGUCCGGGAUGUCGUCGACGGGAUCCACCUGAUCAGAGUGGCCACCCAAGUCCAGAUGAUCUCGCUCUUGCACACGCUGGAAGCUUGGAUAGAGGCACACCCAGAGGUUCUGGGCAAGAUAGCAACAGUGUACGGCUGUGCGAUCGUUGUAACCAACCAGCUGGCCACGAAGCUGCUCACGGCAGCCAACAAGCCUGCCAACUUCGAGACUGGGGACAGAGCAGUGCUGAUGCCUCAACUCGGCGAGACUUGGACCACGGAUCGAACAGUUCGCGUUGCAUUGUUCCGCGGCCCGCCGGGAGAUGACCUGCGGUACGCUCAUGCCUCCGCUGCCUCGACUACUGGCAUGGGCAGCGGGCUCCAGAAUGACAUUCCAUGGGCCCAAUUCGAUAUCGACUCCAACUUGGGUCUCCCAUCAUAUGCCUGA